Messenger RNA from Symbiodinium natans, 633 nucleotides. The record is from the annotation of a GenBank genome assembly. NCBI's taxonomy places the organism in Eukaryota, Dinophyceae, Suessiales, Symbiodiniaceae.
AUGUCUGUCAAUGUGGAAGUCGCGCUGCUCAGCGGAAGAUCGGCCGCCAUCACCGCCGAGCUCACCUGGACCGCAGCGGACCUCAUGCGCGAGGCGCAGCGCAUCUUGAAGGUUGGACCGGGCGUGUUGUUGCGCCCCACCGGUGAAGUCCUUUGCAGAAAGACGCUGGGGCAAGCGGGGCUGCAGAAUGGGGAGGCCUUGACCCUGCAAGUGGGCCAAGUUCAGGUGGCGGCCUCUCUGCCAGCCUUUGCCGCCAUCGUCGGUGGCUCUGUGGUGUCGUGGGGCAGGUCAAUCUGCGGUGGCGACAGCGGCGAUGUCCAGAGUCAGCUACAGGGCGUCCAGCGAAUUCAAGCCUCUGGCAGCGCCUUUGCUGCGAUCCUGGCCGGGGGCUCCGUGGUCACUUGGGGCCAUGUCGACUACGGGGGUGACAGCACCGCAGUUCAGGCGCAGCUUCAUGACGUCUGCCAGAUUCAAGCCUCUGUCGCUUCCUUUGCAGCCAUCCGCCUGGACGGGUCGGUGGUGACGUGGGGCAAUCCGGACUUUGGUGGAGACAGCAGCAGUGUUCAACAUCAGCUGGCCGGCGUGCGUUGGAUCCAGUCCUGUCGGCAGGCAACCCUAAACCCUAAACCCUAA